Messenger RNA from Iphiclides podalirius (scarce swallowtail), 990 nucleotides. The record is from the annotation of a GenBank genome assembly. Lineage: Eukaryota; Metazoa; Arthropoda; Insecta; Lepidoptera; Papilionidae.
AUGGACGCGAUCAAGAAGAAGAUGCAGGCGAUGAAGCUGGAGAAGGAUAACGCCCUUGACCGCGCAGCGAUGUGCGAGCAGGAAGCCAAGGACGCCAACCUUCGCGCCGAGAAGGCUGAGGAAGAGGCCAGACAGCUCCAAAAGAAAAUCCAGACGAUUGAGAACGACCUCGACCAGACACAAGAAGCUCUCAUGCAGGUCAACGGCAAACUUGAAGAGAAAGAAAAGGCGCUACAAACCGCCGAAUCCGAGGUGGCUGCACUCAACCGACGUAUCCAGCUGUUGGAGGAGGACCUUGAGAGGUCCGAGGAGCGUCUCGCCACCGCCACCGCCAAAUUGGCUGAAGCCAGCCAGGCCGCCGACGAAUCUGAGCGAAUACGCAAGGCGCUGGAGAACCGGACCAACAUGGAGGACGACCGCGUGGCCAUACUGGAGGCGCAGCUCUCGCAGGCGAAACUCAUCGCCGAAGAAUCCGACAAGAAAUACGAAGAGUUUUGUGUUGUGGCGCCUAGUGCCCGCAAGGUUCUGGAGAACAGGUCGUUGGCCGACGAGGAGCGCAUGGACGCCCUGGAAAACCAGCUGAAGGAAGCGAGGUUCCUCGCCGAGGAGGCUGACAAGAAAUACGAUGAGGUGGCACGUAAGCUGGCCAUGGUCGAGGCCGACUUGGAGCGCGCAGAAGAGAGGGCCGAGGCCGGCGAAUCCAAAAUCGUAGAGCUUGAGGAGGAACUCCGUGUUGUUGGUAACAACCUUAAGUCGCUGGAAGUCUCCGAGGAGAAGGCCAACCAACGCGAAGAGGAGUACAAAAAUCAGAUCAAAACCCUCACCACCCGCCUAAAGGAGGCCGAAGCGCGCGCCGAAUUCGCAGAGCGCUCCGUUCAGAAACUUCAAAAGGAGGUCGACAGGCUUGAAGACGACCUGGUUGCCGAGCGCGAAAAGAGCAAACUCCUGCAGGAGGAGAUGGAGGCCACGCUCCACGACAUCCAGAAUAUG